AUGACCCUCAACGGCACGGUGCAGGAGGUUGAUCAGCAACUCAACGACAUGCACCCCGACUACAUGAAUCUACUCAACAAAUACCGGGAGUCGCAUCCCUCGAUGCCUUUUCAGGAUGUCGUAGGCUCCACGGGAUCCAUGGAUGACCGCCCUGACUGCGGUUAUUGCAAAGUCUGCACCAAGAGGUGGGCUCCCGCCGGUCUUGGGAGCACACUCGACGUCAUCAAGAGCCUCGACGGCGCCAGCGGUCGUUGUUUCUGGUACGAGAAGGAAGUCUCGCACCUGUACCCCGUGACCGGCGGCCAGAUUUUUGAGCCGAAUGGAUGGAACGUCAUCGUCCGAAGCGACAGCGACAGCUGUUGA
Diaporthe citri is the source of this 363-nucleotide messenger RNA. RefSeq lists its product as uncharacterized. The transcript is spliced from 3 exons. NCBI's taxonomy places the organism in Eukaryota, Fungi, Ascomycota, Sordariomycetes, Diaporthales, Diaporthaceae. The record is from RefSeq and is a predicted model, not a curated record. The coding region runs from base 1 to 363 and encodes 120 amino acids.